Pseudomassariella vexata is the source of this 675-nucleotide messenger RNA. RefSeq lists its product as uncharacterized. The coding region runs from base 1 to 675 and encodes 224 amino acids. The transcript has a single exon. Lineage: Eukaryota; Fungi; Ascomycota; Sordariomycetes; Amphisphaeriales; Pseudomassariaceae. The record is from RefSeq and is a predicted model, not a curated record.
AUGGUUUCCGUUCGCUGUUCCCUCCUCUCGAUGCAAACCUACGUCCUCCUCACCAGCGCAUUCCCCAUCCCGUACCAUUUUAGUCCUACCAGUGAUGCCACACAAGCCGUAAACCCAGUCGUCACCCGCACGAUAACCGGCGAAGGUGCGGUAACCAUUAACAUUUACGGCAACAACACGAAAGUCGAGCUCGUCGAAGAAAAAACCCAAACUCCGCCGAGCCGCAGGUCCCUCAACCUUGGUGUUGGUGGCAGUGAAUCGAAUACCGAAGCCGCGUACGAACGUAUAUCUACACCUGAACUUGUUGAAUACCCACCGGUCCGUCGCCACGGUGAAUCAAGACGAUACUCUAUAUCGCCUCCGGAAAUGGUUGCCAACAAUAAAGACAACAAUCUUCACCCCAUCACGAGAAGAAGCAAUGGGACAGAAACGGCGGCAACCAAGAUCCUGGUCCCAGAUGGUGUCGGUGCCGGUGCGGAGCUGCUUUCCGAAACUCAAACUCUGAACCGCACGAGUGUGACGUCAGCUUCGAGCGACUCAAGCUCAAGCUCUCCAAGUGUGGAGAAGCUAUUAGAGCUUCAACAAUUAGACCAGGAUGAGACUUCGCAAGAUACGACGAUUCAAUUCAAGAUUUUUGGGUUGUCGACUUUGGUUUUGGAUAUGAGCCAUCAUUGA